Melanotaenia boesemani (Boeseman's rainbowfish) is the source of this 1133-nucleotide messenger RNA. RefSeq names its product PRA1 domain family, member 2 (gene praf2). NCBI's taxonomy places the organism in Eukaryota, Metazoa, Chordata, Actinopteri, Atheriniformes, Melanotaeniidae. The transcript has 3 exons. Bases 32 to 568 code for a protein of 178 amino acids. Gene Ontology annotation, cellular component: membrane. The record is from RefSeq and is a predicted model, not a curated record.
UUGUGGGAAAUUAGCUUUAUUUGUCGUUGAGAUGGCAGGCGUGCAGCCGCCUCCCCUCCGGAGUUGGGACGACUUUCUCUUGAGUUCGGCCCGGUUCUCCGUGCCGGACCUGCGGGACCUGGACCGCUGGAACAACCGCAUGAUCAACAACCUGCUGUACUACCAGAGCAACUACUUCCUGUCUGCGCUGGCCUUUCUGCUCAUCGUGGGGUACUUCCAGCCCGUCCAGCUGUUCGUUGGGGCGACAGUGGUCACCUUGUUUUUCCUGGGCUUUGUCUGGGCCGCUGAGAAUCGAGCUCCCAUUCGUCGUUUCCGUAGAAACCAUCCAUCGAUGUCUGUGCUGGCCAUUCUUGUGGCCAGUUAUUUCUUCGUGUCAGUGUUGGGAGGAGUGGCUGUGUUUCUGUUUGGGAUAGCAUUUCCUAUACUAAUGGUUCUGAUCCACGCGUCCACGAGGCUGCGCAACCUGAAGAACAAGCUGGAGAACAAACUGGAGAGCAUCGGUCUGAAGAGGACACCCAUGGGACUGCUGCUGGAGGCCCUGGGACAGGAACAGGAGGCUGGAUCUUAGAGGCAAUGAGGAGGAGGAAGGGCAAGGGUUGGCUAAAAACAGGAAGAGAGGAGUGUGAUGAGAAGGAAGAUGGAGGUUACAGUGACAGAUGAAAUGUACAUUCAUCUACAAACAUGUUUGGAGUAAUUUCUAAACUGUUUUAGACAAAUCUGCACUUUAAGUACGGAGGGGGGGGGGUGUCAUUCAUGAUCAUUACUGUUUAUCUUUGUUUAUAUGUUGUGUUCUGACACGAGGUCUUCUGGUUGUCUCAGUUCCAAUCCCACCAGUGAUAGGAACCAGUAGACCACCUACCUUCCCCUGCAGACUGGACAGAACCAGAGUUCUGGACGGUCGUUCCUCUGAUCAUGUGACCAAACGUAAUUCAUCAUUUAAUCCACUUCUCCAUGUUUAUCAUGGUGGAAUAAAAAUGAAGUUUUGUCCAGUGUGUCUAUAAGAAAUGGUUGUUGAGGCAGAAUUUAGAAUAACUGUAUUCAACAGUAUGUCCUGGAAAGUCCAGGAUUUUAGGGCGACAACGGUGGGUGUCCGUCUGCUGCAGACCGGAAAAAAUGAAGUCCAGGAUUUAGUU